Molecule: messenger RNA, 2049 nt
Organism: Tricharina praecox
Lineage: Eukaryota; Fungi; Ascomycota; Pezizomycetes; Pezizales; Pyronemataceae
Product: heat shock protein 70 family
Exons: 8
Coding region: 1-2049 (682 amino acids)
Biological process (GO): endoplasmic reticulum unfolded protein response; protein refolding; cellular response to unfolded protein
Cellular component (GO): cytoplasm; endoplasmic reticulum lumen; endoplasmic reticulum chaperone complex
Molecular function (GO): heat shock protein binding; ATP binding; ATP hydrolysis activity
Source: RefSeq, a predicted model, not a curated record
AUGGCUCCCGGAAACCGAUAUCGCCUGCGGAAGCAACGUCACGCUGGCUGGCUGACCACGCCGGGAACGACGACCUCCUGGCUCCUCGUGCUCUUCUGCGUCCUCUUCUCGCUGCUGUUCUGUGCGCUCCCGGCGUCGGCAGCGGGAGCGGCAGCGGGGGCGGAGGACGAGCACUCGGUGCACCCCGGACCUGUCAUCGGCAUCGACCUAGGGACCACCUACUCCUGCGUCGGGAUCUACCGCAACGGCACGGCCGAGAUCAUACCGAACCGGUACGGCGACAGGACUACGCCGUCGUUCGUGGCGUUCACGCCCGACGGGCAAAGGCUGGUCGGUAUGCCGGCAAAGAACCAGGCUGCCGAGAACCCGGGGAAUACGGUCUUUGAUAUCAAACGGGUCCUCGGCCGGCCAUUCGACGACCCCUCGCUCCAGCGCGACACGGCGCAUUUCCCAUUCGUCCUGCGCAACCGCUCCGGCAAGCCGGUGGUCUCACUCGACCUCGGCCGCGGCCCCGGCGCGGAGGAUGUGUUCUUCACGCCCGAGCAGAUCUCGGCGCGCAUCCUGUCGGACCUCAAAGCCAGUGCCGAGGCGUAUCUCGGCGAGCGCGUGACGCAGGCGGUGAUCACGGUGCCUGCGUACUUCAAUGACGCACAGCGGAAGGCGACGAUGGAUGCUGGCGCGCUCGCGGGGCUCGAGGUGCUGCGCCUAGUUAAUGAGCCUACGGCGGCCGCUAUCGCCUACGGCAUCGAUGCUGAGUCCGAGAGGAAGAUCAUCGUCUAUGAUCUCGGCGGUGGGACCUUCGAUGUCAUUCUUUCCCCGCCAUCCAUCUACCCGUCUGCUCACACGGCUGGGGAUCGUAAUGGUGAUACCCAUCUCGGAGGAGAAGACUUCGAUAACCGCGUGAUCGAGCACUUCACCGAGCUCUGGAACACCCAGCAUCCCGGAAGCGACGUGUCCAAGGACCAGCGAGCCAUGUCGAAACUGAAGAGUGAAGUUGAGCGAGCGAAACGAGUGCUCUCGACCGAGAAGGUUGCCAGGCUCGAUAUCGCCUCGUUCCACGACAGCAAAGACUUCUCGGAAACCCUGACACGAGCUACGUUCGAAGAGUUGAACCGUGAGCUCUUCCGGAAGACGCUGAGCACCGUUGAAGCGGUACUCAAGGACGGAGGAAUCAGCAAGGGCGAGAUCUCAGAUGUGGUCCUCGUCGGUGGCUCGACUCGGAUUCCGAUGAUCCAGGAAAUGUUGGCGCUGCACUUCGGCAAGGAGAAGAUCCACAAGGAUAUCAACCCCGACGAAGCGGUCGCCCAGGGAGCUGCCAUCCAGGCGGGGAUCCUGGCAGGCGAGGGCGGUCUUGAACUUGUGGGGCUGAUCGAUAUCAAUCCCCUGUCCCUGGGCAUCGAGACGCAAGGCGGCGUCAUGACCACCUUCGUCAAGCGGUUCGCUGUGAUUCCGACGGUAAAGAGACAGGUCUUCUCGACGACUCAGGACAACCAGGAAACGGUCGAGAUCAAUGUCUUCGAAGGCGAACGAGCCAUGGUCUCCGCCAACAACCUCCUCGGCUCACUCCGGCUCACGGGAAUCCCCCUAGCCCGCCGGGGGGUCCCACAGAUCGAGGUGACCUUCGAGAUCGACGCCAACGGCGUGCUCACAGUGAGCGCUCGGGACCCGGCGACAGGAGCGUCACAAUCCGCGGAGAUCACGAACCAGGCGAACCGGCACUCGCCGGAGGAGAUGGAGCGCAUGCUCGCCGAUGCCGAGAACUACGCCGAGCAGGACAAGAUAUUUACGCAGUCGGCGGAGGCCAGAAUAAACUUCGAGGCGCAAACAUAUUCGGCACGGAGACUGGGCAGCGAUCUCGAGAAAGCACUGUCUGCGAGGGACCUGAGGUCACUACAGAAGGCGGCCGAUGAUGCGACUGAAUGGUUCAAGAAAACCGAUGCGCCGACAGCCGACGAAAUCAAUGCGAAAGCCAACGAGCUGGCGGAGACGGUAUCGUCGAUCGCCUCGAAGCUCCACGAGUCCGCUCGCCCCGUCCACAACGAGCUGUAA